CGCUCUGCCUGCGAUAUCCACCCAUUCGUCUUCCACGAUUAUCUACACAUUAUGUUGGAAGAUAGCCGCAAAUCCAUGAGAAGGCAGAGAUUUGGAAGCGGGGAAGAAGCGUUUGGGAGGAAGUGUGGUAUUUAUAUGGUCGAACACGAAUCUGGCAACGAAUCGUCGAGGUCGGAGCGCGGGGUAAAACAGUGGAAUGCAUCUGAUCUGCGAAUGUGCGAAUGGUCGGCCUGCAAAUGCUGCGUUUCCGCCAGCUGGUCUGCUCGCUGCUCGAGCUCUUCCCUCGUGCUCCUCCUUCGGGAAAGGCUUUGGCGGCUGGAGUGAACUCGGUCCGGGUGGGGGCCUUGUUCAGUCUUCCAAUGGUCUUUUUCAAGUCCGAAACUCUUAACGUGAAUGCCGUCUGCUUCACCAAUGCUCCAUUCCGUGGUGGCGGAGCCGGGGGUGACGACUGCCCAGCCGGGGACGGAGGAUCGGAGGGAGCCGUCUUUGGGGCGGCCUACAACGUGGGUCGGCCUGUGCCCGGGAUAUCCAUGAAGAAAGGAGGAUUGGGCGGGACCUGCUGGUCGCCCUGCGCACGGACCCACGUGCACCUAAAUUGCGGAUCUCUGCCCCUCGGACUCCCCGGCCAGGACCGACCAGUGCGACAGCGCCAGCCUCGGUGUCCCUGCGCAUUGCGCAGCCCAUCCAGCACCCCCUGUGUUUAUGCUUGCCGCUUGCCGCUUGCCGCGAUAAUCCGAAAAAAGGAACCCGCCCGCCUCGCGUCCACCUCCGAUGACUGCUUCUCAUCACCAUCUCACGACGAGUCGACUGUCUGGCCCUGGGGAAGACAUUUUCCCGAGAAGCGGCCGAAGAGGCCGAGAAUAGACAAGCGCCGCUGA
Molecule: messenger RNA, 878 nt
Organism: Gaeumannomyces tritici R3-111a-1
Lineage: Eukaryota; Fungi; Ascomycota; Sordariomycetes; Magnaporthales; Magnaporthaceae
Exons: 1
Coding region: 222-878 (218 amino acids)
Source: RefSeq, a predicted model, not a curated record